AUGGAAGCAAACUCGGGUCACAGAGGUUGGUUGGCUAGACCAUCAGCUAGAAGUAGGGGUUUCGAACCCCAAAACCCCCACUCCCACAACACCACAAAAACCCCAGAAGACAAGGCUGCCAACCCCACAAGAGCUCAUACCCCACUACAAGUCCAGGGCCUGGACUCCCAGGAGGCCUCCCUGAAGGUCAUAGGUGACCUACAGACCACCCUCUUUAAGGUCAUAUCCUCCGACAGAGGCAGAAAGGACAAGAUUUUGGCCGAGACGUCAAGGAAAAUUGACAGCACCAACAAUAUCCUUGCAAUUCUGAACAUGAAGGUUGACUCAAAGCCUGGAUUUGGUGAAACUUUUGGAAUUGGGGUUGCUUCUGGGGUCACUUUGAAGGGCAUUGAGACUGUCCUGCCCCAUGUGAUUAGGGGCUUUUGGGAGAUUUGGAACACUGUUAGGAGUGCCACUAAGGAUUUUGCUUGA
Molecule: messenger RNA, 471 nt
Organism: Pyrus x bretschneideri (Chinese white pear)
Lineage: Eukaryota; Viridiplantae; Streptophyta; Magnoliopsida; Rosales; Rosaceae
Exons: 2
Coding region: 1-471 (156 amino acids)
Source: RefSeq, a predicted model, not a curated record